AUGAAUAAUUUUUCUAUAAAUAGAACAAAUUUUUUUAUAUUAAUAAUCCUUUUGCUUAUAAGAAAAAAUAAAAAUCUGGAUGGCUCUUUCAGCGGGCUAAAUGUGAAAAGAAAAAUUAGGUUUUUGAAUGUUAUGUGCAGAGCUGGAGAGAUGCUUACCUACGACUUUAAAUGUGAACAGUGUAAAAAAGGGUUUUAUAAUUUUUCGAGAGUGAACAAUGUAUGUUUGCCUUGUCCUCUAGGCACAUUUAGCGACAAACUGGGGUCUGUGGUUUGUCGAAACUGUCCCAACGGAUCUACUACAAAUGCUGUGGGGUCACAAUCCGAAUUAGAAUGCAUAUGUAAUAAAGGUUACAAAUUAAACACUCUCUCAAGGAAAUGCAUAAAAUGCAAUGUCCUAGAAUUCUGUGAUGAUAAUGAAAAUAUUUGGUCGUUUAAAAACAUGUGCAUGAAAGAAAAAAAUGAAGAAUAUGUAGAAUUAUGUAAUGAAAUGAAACAUGAAGAGAUAUACAAUUAUCAGAUCUUGUGUUUCAAAAAAGGGGUAUGCUUAAAUUUCAAGGAAAAGAGAAGUUGUUCAGAAGGGAAUAAAUUAAUACAGUGUAAAAUUUGUGAGGAAAAUUACAGAUACGACUUUAUAUCUCCGCAGAACAGUCCUUGUAUUCUUUGCCAUUUACCAACCUAUUUAGUAACUCUUUAUUUUUUCCUACUGAUAUUUUUUAUAAAUAUCUUAACAGUUUUAUGUUUAAACAAUACGAGACAAAUGAUACUAAUAAAAAUGUUUAUCAAAUACACUCACUACAUUUCCCUUCUAAGAUACGUUAAUUCAAAUUACGACCACUAUAUAGCAAAUGUAUUUUAUUUUUUUACCAUUGGCAUACCACUUAAUGAAAUUUUGGACUGCAUAAUUACCAAAGGAACAAACAGUGAAAGAAUUAUAAAGAAGGUUAAUUUUUUAUUAUUUUUACCUCCGUUAUAUGUAGUAUUUUCCCUGCUUUGUACAUUUUCCCUUUAUCUUUAUAUAAAAAAAAUCAAAGUCAGACUAAAUAACAGUACAACUAGCUCUAAGGGAAAAAAACUCAUUUCAGAAAAUGAAAUAGCCAGCGGUUUAAUUAAAAAUGAAAAUCUUUCAAACACUUUUCAUAAAUCACACUUAAGUUAUUCCAGAACAAAAAAUAAAAAUGCACGUGACUUUAUAGACAUACAUGAUAUAAUUAUUACAGAAGGGUUUGGUAAAUGUUUUUUUCGUUUCUUUAUACUAUAUCAUGAUUUUUUAUAUUUCGAAACAAUAAGAUUAUGCAUUUUUUUUUAUUUGUGUAAUUAUGAUGAACAUAGACGAGCAAGUUUUAUCAUAAUUGAUGAUUCAUUAAAAUGUUCAGAACUGAGGAGUAAAAACUAUUUAAAAAUUUGGAUAAUAGUAAUAUAUAAUACGUUUAUAAAAUUUUCUAAAUAUUUUAUAUUAUUAUUAAAGAAAAGUAUGAAAAAAAGAAAGAAUUCUACCAUUUUAGAUAAAGCACUGUUAAUACAUUCUAGCGUAACAUAUGCCCUUCAUGGAGCAGAUGAUUUUUUCUUGCUAUUAUUUCUAGUUUUAUUUCACAAGCGUUUUCUGAAUAAUGUAAAUUCUUCUUUAAUUUAUAAUUGUAAAAAUGGUAUCUACAAUACUAACAUCCACACAGCUCAAUAUAUUAUAACUACUGUAUCGUUUUUACUUUACAUUGUAAUUAUUUAUUUAUAUAUAUACGAUUGGGGCCCUACACAAGAGUUGGAACAAAAUUAUGAGCAUGGUUAUAUUUUACAUAAAACAAGUAGAUUCACCUAUUAUGAAAAAAAAAGAAAAUAUGAUGAAAGUGGAAGAAAUGUACAUAAUAAGGGAGAUAAUAGGUCAGAAAGUUACCAUAUUCAAAGUGGAAACAUAAAAAAUGGAAACACUCAAAAUGACAACAGAUAUGAUGGAGGAAAAAAGAGGCCUUUGUCGGAAGAAGUUCGAACCUUUGAAAUGAUACUACAUGAAGAGAAUAACGAAAAGGUUGAAGUUGAUGUGAAGGAAGAAAGUAGAGAAGGCUCCAGUGACAGUAACGAUUCUAUAUUUGACAAAAGUAAGCAACUUGACAAUAACAGCAGAAAUGGAAGUAGUGGAAGAAAAACACGACAUUGUAAUACCAACAUAUUUAGCAAAUGCAAAGUAGCAAAUGUUGUAACUGAAUUAAUAAAGAAAAAAAAAAUAGAUAAAUUUGUGUAUUACUUUUCCAUGUUCAUACAUAUUACUGUUUUAUUGUCUUAUUAUACCAUUUCAAGUUACGUGCACCUAAGCGGUUUUCAUGGUAUUAUAACUCUUAUUUCAAUAAUAUGCAAUUGUAUAAUUUAUGUAACAUUUUUUUUAUUGCUUCUAAAAUGCGUCAAAGAAGAUAUAAAAAACGUUGCUAGAAAAAAUAUAAGCAGAAUUAAAAAGCUGCUGGAAAAAAUGACCUGUAUUAAGAAGUCCAUUUCAAGAAACCCGAAAAUAGCUAUAUUGGAAAAUAAAAGUUGUAAAAAUUUAAAUGAUUUGAAAUUACGAAAUGAUGAAAUAGAAGAACAGUUUGUGCUGAAAAACGAGAAAAGAAGCAUAAAAUUAAUUAACAACAUUUUAAAAAGUAGUAGAAAUUACAUGAACCGUUUUUCAAAAACAGUUAAUAAGUCGACAGUUGAUAUUGAUAAGGAAACCCCCCCCAAAAAAAAUAAUAAUAAAAAAAAGAAAUACGUGAAAAGAUAUAAAUUAUUUAAUAUUUCGAAAACGUGGAUUUUUUUUUUAUAUAAUGUUAUUGAUUUGUCUGAUGAGCCUGAAAAAUGUCUAGCCAUGUUCAUAAGUUUAACAUUAGAGAAGAGGUUUCCAAAUCUGAACCUAGAAGAGUGUUUAAAAGUGUUGAAUCAGAAUCAUUUUGAUGAAAUAAAAAAUAUUUCUUUCAUUUUAAAAAAUUUUCUCAAAUGCAAGGACAAAUUUUUGAACAUCUUGAAGAAGAAGAAAAAAAUGCAACAUAUGGAUUAUGAGUCUUUAAUCAUUUUUGCAUGGGGAAUGAGUAUUUUAAGUUAUUGUAACUUAGGAGAUAUAAACUAUAAUUUGUCAACUAUUUUAUUUCAUAUUUCAAAUGUCUUAAAUAAAUGUAGAUAUUUUAAGAAUGCAAUGGAUCAUUAUUUGGCUAGUUUUAAUUUUCCACACAGCGAUUUAUACAAUAUGACGAGAAACAUAAAUCAUAGAAGAGCACUUACUUUAAGUGAUCGUUCUUUCAGUGAUAAUUAUUAUUAUGAUUAUUCAGAAAGAACAAAAAAAAAUUUUAAUUUUGUGGAUUGUGGAACGCAGGACUUCACUAUUUGUAGAGAAAGAUUGUGUGGAAAUAAUGAUGAGGAUAAAAACUCAAACGUAAAAGAUGAACAAUUGAGAGUGCAUAGGAUGAAUAACACAGACUUUCCAAUUUCAUCUUUGGAAAAUAGUUCAUAUGACGACUGGUGUACGGCUAUGAAAAAGGAAAACCUGAUGAACGACCUAGAGGGGUUACUAUUAAAUGGCGAACUGAACCUUAUGAUUAUGCAGUUGCUGAAUAGUAGAAAAAAAGGGGGUGUUAAGGGAAUAGGCAAUACAAAGAAAGAUGGAUUCUUCUUUGACGUCAGUCACAUAUACUCUGCUGAGUUGUGCAGAAUAUUCCUUCACUGUUUAUUAGUGGAUGUCAGCGAAUUGUAUUUCAACAUACAUUAUAAAUAUACAUGCGAGAAAUAUAUAUGCACUAAUAUAGUAAAUUUGUGGGGAUAUAAUAUAAGUAACAAUUUUUAUAUGAAAAGAUAUUUUGAAUAUUUGGAAAAAUAUAAUAAAUCAUAUAGUGAUAUAUUUGCAAAUGAUAAAAUAUUGGACAGAGUCACACAAUACGAGAAUAAAGACACUGGUAUCACUUUUAAUAUACCUGAUUAUAUAAAUAGGAACGUUUUAGACAUCGAUUUUUAUCAUGCAUUUGAACGGUUGAAUAGUAAAUCCAAAAAUUACUUAACAAAUUUAACGCAGGAAGAAGGGGAUUGUUUAAAUGUUAAAGACUUAACCGAUUUUGCACAAGUAGAUACUAAUGUAAAAGAGAUAGAGGAAAAAAGAAGAAAAAGAGAAAAAGAAAAAAAGAAGGAAGAAUUUUUAAAAUUUUUUUGUAAUGCUUCACCUGUUUUUAUAGAAAAAUGUUGUCUUGGAUGUCUAGAUAUUGAUGAGCUAAAACUGAUGGAACAAAAAAAAAGAGAUUUUAUUACCUUAUAUGAAAAUAUGGGAGGGGAAUAUAUUGAUCAUUAUAUUAUAAAAAAUUAUGAACAGAAAAUAAACUAUUUUCAGAUGGACAACUACGGUUCAGUUAUUUCGAUAAGUGGAACAUCUUUAAGGAAGUUACAAAAUAUGGAAUCAAAAAUUAAAAAAAAGGGAGACAUAGAAAUAGAUGAAAGGAGUAACAUAAAUUAUAAAAGCGAAGAAAAUGACCUGCUAAGCAUAAAUUACAUGCAAUUUUUAAAUAAAAAUAUGUAUAACUACAUGAAUUAUGAACAUGUGAAGGGUGGGAAAUUUGUCAUAUUCACACAUAACAGUUAUAGGUGUAAUGCUGGUAUUACAGGUGAUUUAAAGGGUAUAAAUUUUUAUGAUAAAAAUUCAUUAGUCAUUAUAAACCCAUCAAUUAUUUUACCUAAGGAAUGUACUGUAGAAUUAUGGCUAUAUUUAGAUGCGAAAAUAGAUAAUGUAAAAUACAAAAAUUUUGUUUUUUCGGAUAAAUCAGGGAAUUCCCUAUUCGUUAUUGAUAGGAAAAAUGAAAAAAUUGAAAAUAUAGAAGUACAUAUCACGCAGAUGGAAAGGUUAAGUAGGAAUUAUAGAAAUGAUUAUGAUAUAGAAAAGAAAAUGGGCAUAAGGAGGGGCAGAUGUGAGAAAAACUGUAUUAACUACGUUAACUGUAGUAAUUGUGGUGGUAUUUACAUAGAAAGCGAGAAAACGAAAAAAUGGGGAAAACUCAACAAAAUAAUAAAAAAAAAUAAAUGGAAUUUACUAAAUUUAACAAAAUGUCCUAAUGGUUUAAUUUAUUAUAUUAAUGGAAAAUACUUAAGCAGAAUUUCAUAUGAAGUACUAGAUUUAGAGAAAAAUUUUGAGGUAAGCAUAUUUGGUAAUUCUUGUUUUGGAAAUAAUAAUAUAGGAUUAUGUUCCUCUUUUAAAAUAUAUGAGUUUUUAAAUAAAGAGGAAAUAAAAAGAAGAUACAAAUUAAUAAAAAAUAUAAAAUGUAAAGAAAUGAUAGGUGACAAUAUAAACAUGGAAAUAGACAAUACUAUUAUAGAAGGUAUAGAUAUUAGAAACGAAUUUAUGAUCGAAAAUAUAUUUUUUAUGUAUUUUGCGCAAUCACAGAAGAAUAAUACUAGAGUGAUACCACUAGCAAAUGACUCGAAGUACAAAUUUAAGGUUUAUCAGUUAAAAUUUUUUACCAAAUAUAGUAUGGCAGAAAAUAAUUUGUAUGGUCGUAAUAUCCUAUUUUGUGAGGCUGGAAAGAAAGAUGAGUGCAAAUUUGGAGAGGUCACCACCCCCGUAUUGCAUUUGAAGAAGGGAAAUAAAAUUAAAAAUGCAAAUAAUUCUAAUGAAAAGAAAGGUGAAAAAAAGAAAGAUAAGAAUAACCAUUCCAAAAUAAAUCUUAUUUAUGAUAGGGAUGAAUAUGGUUAUGAUAUCUAUUUCAAAAAAAUAAGUAGGAAAGGAGAUCUACCUAAAAUUUAUGGAAUAAAUGUUUUUUCGGAUAAUUUAUCAUUUGCAUGUGAUAUGUCUAGUUUUUAUAAUUUAGUUUUAUAUCCAUCUUUGUCUAUAUAUAAUGAGUUGAUCAAACCGUGCGGUUAUACCAUAUCUGCAUGGGUAUUUUUUCCUAUAGAAAAAAAUAUUUCCUUUUCCUCUUUGAUAAGUGGAGAAAAUGAUACACAUGUUUGUAUAUUUAAUGAUGAUUUAAUUUUAGGUUGUAUUGAGAAUUAUAAUAAAGAGAAGAAAGGAUAUAUAAAUUAUCAUUCAUCUGGUUAUAGUAUUAAAAAAUUGAAUAAAGGAUGGUAUUAUUUGAGUGUUGUUGGGACUUUAAAAGGUCAAUUUUAUUUCAUAAAUGGGGGCUUUAAGGGAUAUCAUAAAUUUUGUUCUUUUGAUAAUAUAAAGUACAUUGGUAAUAGUAGUCUAUUUAUAAACCCUUUUCCAUAUAUUUGUUUCAUACAAGUUUCUAAUAAGCCUCUUUCAAUGAAUGAUAUAUUGUAUGAAUACACCAUUUCUCCUUCAUGUUAUAAUUUUACAUAUUCCUAUUAUUAUUUUUAUUUAUCUUCUUUUUUUGCUAAUUUGAUUACAAAUGAGUUAAAAAAUGACUCUAUCACUUUGGUAAGCGAUUCAUCCAUAUCAGCAAAUCAUUUGAACAAUGCGGACUACGUUCAUUUUGAUAUCACAGAAAAUUAUGAUGUGCAUAUAUAUCCCUAUCAUGAAAGCAAACGUUAUUAUUUUUCUGUAUCCCUUAACUCUAUGAAGAAUAGAAGAUUAUAUUUUUUUAAUAGCAUUAAAGACCAAGUUAAUAAUUUGAGCAUAUACUUAAAUAAUUAUGUAUUAUUACCUGAAAACUGGACUAUUUUCACAGUAAUAAAUCUAUCCUAUGUAAAUGAGUCAAGUUAUCAUUGUUUGUUAGGAGGACAAAAUGGAAGCUCUCAUAUCGUUAUUGAUGGCUCCGAUUUGUCUCUAGGUGUUUUAACAAAUUUGGAACAUUUAUCAAAUUUCUCAAAUUCAGGGUGCGGUUUUUUAUGCCAACAGGGGAGUUAUAAUAAAUUCAAAAAUAAGAAAAAAUUUAGAGGAGAAAAAAAUGAAAAUAUAAUUAACAUAAGCCUAAAGGAGAAUUCUACUCCAAAGGAACUCUCUCUAGAGAGGAGUUUUUCAAAUAAUAAAAAAAAUUAUAACAGAAAUGGGAACAAUAAAAUUAACCCUUAUAUGUUAAAGCAUAAAAAAUAUUAUGGGAAAUUUCACAGUUCUGGUUAUAAUUUUCAGAAUAUGUUAAAUAAGAAUAUUUUAUUAACAAGCAGAUGUGCAAAAAAUGAGCAAACCUUUUUUAUUAACACAUCUAAAGUAGGAGUGUGCCAUUCAUGCUCUAGUCCUAUAACUUGUAUUGGAAACUGCUCAUCUAUUAAUAAUGAAUAUUUGUCGCCUUUUGGUUUCUACAAAUUUGUUAGAAUUGUAUUUGAAUAUGUUACUGAUGAGCAAAUAAGAGAAUAUUACAAUGCUCUUAACUUAUAG
Messenger RNA from Plasmodium malariae, 7263 nucleotides. RefSeq names its product conserved Plasmodium protein, unknown function. Lineage: Eukaryota; Apicomplexa; Aconoidasida; Haemosporida; Plasmodiidae. Bases 1 to 7263 code for a protein of 2420 amino acids. Gene Ontology annotation, biological process: signal transduction. The transcript has 10 exons. Gene Ontology annotation, cellular component: cell surface. The record is from RefSeq and is a predicted model, not a curated record.